Messenger RNA from Staurois parvus, 373 nucleotides. The record is from the annotation of a GenBank genome assembly. Lineage: Eukaryota; Metazoa; Chordata; Amphibia; Anura; Ranidae.
UUAAAAUAUAUAUAUAUACAUACACACACACACUCUAUAUUGCCAAAAGUAUUGGGACAUCCCUUCAAAUCAUUGGAUUUAGGUGUUCCAAUCACCUCCAUGGCCACAGGUGUAUAAAAUCAAGCACCUAGGCAUGCAGACUAUUUCUACAAACAUUUGUGAAAGAAUGGGUCGCUCUCAGGAGCUCAGUGAAUUCAAGUGUGGUACUGUGAUAAGUUGCCACGUGUGCAAUAAGUCCAUCCGUGAAAUUUCCUUGCUACUAAAUAUUCCACGGUCAACUGUUAGUGGUAUUGUAACAACGUGGAAGCAACUGGGAACAACAGCAACUCAGCCACGAAGUGGUAGGCCACGUAAAAUGACAAAGCGGGGGGUC